Messenger RNA from Galeopterus variegatus (Sunda flying lemur), 458 nucleotides. Its product is annotated as putative ankyrin repeat domain-containing protein 19. The transcript has 3 exons. The record is from RefSeq and is a predicted model, not a curated record. Gene Ontology annotation, molecular function: protein binding. Lineage: Eukaryota; Metazoa; Chordata; Mammalia; Dermoptera; Cynocephalidae. The coding region runs from base 183 to 440 and encodes 85 amino acids.
UUAGGUCAUUGAUUAAAAAAUGCUUUAAACAUAUACUUCUGUGUGUUAUGGUUUGGGUUAUAGAGAUAAAAGAUACAGCACCUGCCCUCAAGAAGCUCUUGGUCUAGAUAGGAAACAAUAAUGUAACUACAGCAUACCAUGGUGAAAGCUGUGGCAGAAGGAAAGAUUCUUGGACCGUGUAAAUGUUUGAUGAAAGGCUAACACCACUUUUACUUGCUGUAAAAACAAACAAUCAGCCAAUGGUGGAAUUUUUAGUACAGAAAGGAGCAAAUAUACAUGCGUUUGAUGAGAUGAAAAGAACAGCCCUCAUGUUUGCUGUAAACUAUAGAGCAACAAAUAUAGUCAGGCUUCUUCUUGAGCAAGGUAUUGAUGCCUAUUGUGAAGAUGUCUUCGGAAGGACUGCAGAAGAAUAUGCUCUUGCUAGUGGUUGUUACAGGUAAGUGUUUGCAUUAAAAUGC